Messenger RNA from Engraulis encrasicolus (European anchovy), 1909 nucleotides. RefSeq names its product scavenger receptor cysteine-rich domain-containing group B protein (gene ssc4d). The transcript has 11 exons. The coding region runs from base 167 to 1822 and encodes 551 amino acids. The record is from RefSeq and is a predicted model, not a curated record. Gene Ontology annotation, cellular component: membrane. NCBI's taxonomy places the organism in Eukaryota, Metazoa, Chordata, Actinopteri, Clupeiformes, Engraulidae.
CCAGCGUGUUGGGGACUGCUUGUGUGGGCAUUGGAGGGUGGGCGCCUGGCUACUGCUCACGCUGCUGGGCUGCCUGGUCCUCCUCAGCACCAAUGCCCUGCUCAAUCUCAGAGGAGAUGUCAAACUGACAAAAAGAUCCACAGAGACCAACUCCAGUACCACGAGUAUGCCGAUGCCUCAAGUCCGCUCGUCUCAAGUGCGUCUGGUGAAUGGUGCCAACCGGUGCGAGGGCCGCGUGGAGGUGCACCACAACGGCACCUGGGGCACGGUGUGCGACGACGACUGGGACAUGGUGGACGCCAACGUGGUGUGCCGGCAGCUGGAGUGUGGCACGGCAAUCUCCAUAGGCAGCAGCUCGCGCUUCGGACAGGGCACCGGCGAGAUCUGGCUGGACAACGUGGACUGUAAAGGAGGCGAGACCGACCUGGCCGAGUGCGGCAGCCUCGGAUGGGGCACCCACAACUGCUACCACUACGAGGAUGUGGCCAUCACCUGCAAAGCUAGAGCGUCUUUGGAAACACGAGGAGUGCCACUGGAUCCCACCCCUACAUCAAACCGCAAAUCUGGCUUGCGAGAUGGUACCAUUCGUCUGGUCGGAGGAGCCAACUACUGCCAAGGCCGGGUGGAGAUCUACUACCAGGGUAGCUGGGGCACAGUCUGCGAUGACGACUGGGGCCUGACGGACGCCAAUGUGGUGUGCAAGCAGAUCGGCUGCGGCCGCGCUGUCUCAGCACACUCCAACGCCUACUUUGGCUACGGCACAGGCCUCAUCCUGCUGGACAACCUCAACUGCAAUGGCUACGAGGGACAGCUCAGUACCUGCUACAGCCUGGGCUGGGGCAUCCACAACUGCGGACACCACGAGGAUGCCGGAGUCGUAUGCUCAGAAUCUGGCACUACGACCCCUGCAUCAACAGUGAACACGGAUACACAGCCCAGAUUUUUAUUCCCCAAUGCCACGACUUCAGUCACUGGUGUAUACACAGAGACUACACAAAUCAGCACCACAACAAGCUCCACCACCCUCACCCCCACCACCACAACCACUUCUCCCACCACUACAACAACCAAAUCCACCACGCCUAGAGCGCAGCCCACCAUCCGGGUGAUGAACGGCAACAGCAGCUGCAGAGGCCGCGUGGAGGUGCUGCGCAACGGCAUCUGGGGCACGGUGUGUGACGACGACUGGGACAUGGACAACGCCAGGGUGGUGUGCCGGCAGCUGGGCUGUGGCCCGCCGCUGGCCGCCACAAAGCUGGCGCUCUACGGCUACGGCACCGGGCCCAUCAUGCUGGACAACGUUGACUGCGUGGGCAACGAGCAGAAGCUGACCGACUGCUUCCACCUGGGCUGGUUCCAGCACAACUGUGGACACCACGAGGACGCAGGGGUCAUCUGCACCCCAUUGACAGAUUACAUGACUGUAGCGAGAGAUUUUGGCAUGACGUUCAAGGGGCCCCCACAGACGACUCCAUCUAGCCCGCCCCUGCCCACACCAGGUGCAAUACGGUUGGCUGAUGGGCAGCACAGGUGCGAGGGCAGGGUGGAGAUCUUCUCCGGUGAAUCGUGGGGCACGGUGUGCGAUGACGCCUGGGACCUGCCGGACGCCCAGGUAGUGUGCCGCAUGGUGGGCUGUGGCGACGCCCUGGCCUCCCGGGGCCAGUCCUACUACGGGCCCGGCACCGGCGUCAUCCUCAUGGACAACCUCAAGUGCACGGGCAACGAGGCCAGCCUGCACGACUGCAGCCACAUAGCCUGGGACGUCCACAACUGUGACCACUCGGAAGACGCCGGGGUCUCCUGCUCCCUGCUCUUCUCGUGAUCGUGCCGUGCACACCCCUUUUUGCACCACCAAUGCAUGCAAGCACGGCAUGUAAGCAGUGAUGGAUGACCUGGAUUCAGAGGCUGC